Messenger RNA from Chenopodium quinoa (quinoa), 1886 nucleotides. RefSeq lists its product as uncharacterized. The transcript has 3 exons. The coding region runs from base 258 to 1661 and encodes 467 amino acids. The record is from RefSeq and is a predicted model, not a curated record. NCBI's taxonomy places the organism in Eukaryota, Viridiplantae, Streptophyta, Magnoliopsida, Caryophyllales, Amaranthaceae.
UUAAGAAACCAGGGUAUAAAAUGCUGUCCGCCUAAAAGUUUAGUUUGAUAAAUAGCUUGGCCACGAGUCUAUUUUAAAAAAUUGUUUUAUAAUUUAGCUUAGUUCGGUUAAUUUUCCCUGUUGAACGAUAACGACAUUAGAUUAACAUUUGUUGCUAAUCUUACUCAAUUAUAGCAGCUAAUCGAAAACGAAAAACCUAACUUAAAACAACUUAUUUCAAUCAUUACUCUUUCAUACUCUCUCUCUCCUCCUCUUUAAUGGCGGAUUCCGAUCAACCGCCGGCGAAAAUCCGCCCAAUCGGCGGCACCGAAAACAGCUGGUGCAAAGCCACCAUUGGUGGCACUGGGAUAACCGUUUUAUCUCUCCUCCUUAACAAAUGCCCUGAUUUCACUCUUCUCCAAAACGCUAUUCACAAACUCCAGAAUUCCCACCCUAUUCUCCGCGCCAAACUCCAUUUCGACCCUUCUACCUCCACUUUCUCUCUCCUAAUCCCUUCUUCUUCGUCCCUCAAUCUUCACCACUUCGAUCUUCAAUCCACGGCUCAGAUCAUCCUAUCUCAAAAACCCAAUGUGGGUCACACUGAUAUCAGCUCCUUCCAGAUCCUUCUAGAACACGAGCUCAACGACAACCCCUGGAAGAAUCUCGACCGUUCAUCGGAGGAAGAUGAUGAUGAUGAUGGGGUUGAUGUGUUGCAUGCAAGUGUGUAUGAGAUUGAGGAGAGUGAAAAAUGGGCGGUUAUGAUUAAGCUUCAUACUGGGGCGUGUGAUCGGACGGCUGCGGUUGCGGUGAUGAAGGAGUUGACGGAGUUGAUGAUGAGUGGUGGUGGGUCCCAGGAGGAGGAGGGAGAAGUGGGUUUGGGGGUUGAAGAGUAUAUUCCAAGUGGAAAGACGAAUAAGCCCUUUUGGUCUCGUGGGGUGGAUAUGCUGGGUUAUUCUUUGAAUUCCUUUCGGUUGAGUAAUUUGGAGUUUGUGGACCCGAAUUUGCCUCGUAGUUCCCGGGUUGUUAGGUUGUAUAUGGAUUCGGAUCAUACCACCAAGUUACUUGAGGGAUGCAAGACUAGAGGGAUUAAAUUAUGUGGUGCCCUGUCAGCAGCAGCUUUGAUUGCUGCACGGUUGUCCAAAUGCCUUCCUGAUGGUGAAUGGGAGAAGUAUGCUGUGGUGACUCUGAUUGAUUGUCGUAAACUUCUUGAGCCCGCCCUUUCUAGCCAUCAUGUUGGAUUCUAUCAUUCUGCCAUCCUCAAUACUCAUGACAUGAAAGGAGGCGAGGAGCUGUGGGAGCUCGCCGGAAGAACUUACACAUCCUUUGCAGAUGCAAAGAACUCAAACAAGCAUUUUUCGGAUAUGGCUGACCUCAAUUUUCUCAUGUGCCGGGCCAUUGAAAAUCCAGGUUUGACUCCAUCUUCUUCCUUGAGAACCUCCUUUAUCUCGGUUUUUGAAGAUCCGGUAAUUGAUGAAACAAAUGAGAACCAUAAGGAACUAGGGAUAGAAGAUUACAUGGGAUGUGCCUCUACUCAUGGUGUGGGCCCUACCAUUGCUAUAUUUGAUACUGUAAGGCAAGGCAAACUGGAUUGUGCAUGUGUCUAUCCAUUUCCUUUGCAUUCAAGAGAACAAAUGCAAGAAUUGGUUGACAAUAUGAAGAAAAUCCUUAUUAAUUGUUUGUAAUUCUUUUGAGAGGUAGAGGCUUUAAUAAAGCUUAGCUGACUUGUAUGAAUUUGCGGCUGUAUAAUUAAGGGAGAAAUGUAAAUGAUUCAUCAUUCCUUAAUCUUUCUGCAGUAUGUUACUGCAAUUUACGUGAUGAUCCUACCUUGUCUAGAGGAAACUUUCGUACCCCCUCCUUGCAGAUGUUCGACAUUGCUGCUAUACUGCUUAUAGUCAGCAUCCCUUCAA